AUGGAUAUAGCGGUUGUGUCGAAAGUACUGGCAUUUCUUUUUAUGCGCGACAAAAUUAGGAAAAUUCUUGACAUGCUGGAGAGUGAAAUAUUCCAAUCAAAUACUCAGGAAGAAGCGAAGAUUAUUGAAAAAGCUAAGCAGGAUACUUUAUUGUACUGGAAGAUUACAGCUGGAAUAUCUUUUAUUGCUAAUGGAGUUAAUCUUUUUACCCCUUUAAUAAUGCAUUUAAUGUUUCCAGUUGAAUUAGAGUUUCCUAUUUGCAGAUAUUCCUUCAUACCGAUAAAAUAUAAACCGAUUUUCUUGUAUCCAGCAUACGUAUAUCAAUGUAUUGGUAUGACUUCUCACAUGUUGUACAAUGUAAAUGUUGAUACUUUUUUUCUGGGGAUAUUAUUUCUUGCUAUAGCACAGUUGGAAAUACUGGAUAAAAAGUUGAAAAGAGUUGCUGAUAUUCAUCAACGUACUGAUGAAGUUCAAAUACAUAAUAAGUCUACAGCUGACAGGUAUGCUGUUCAGAAAAUUAAUAAGUGUAUCAAGCAUUACGAUGAAGUAUGCAAGUAA
This is a messenger RNA of Arctia plantaginis, 558 nucleotides long. NCBI's taxonomy places the organism in Eukaryota, Metazoa, Arthropoda, Insecta, Lepidoptera, Erebidae. The record is from the annotation of a GenBank genome assembly.